AUGUGGGGUUGGUUUGGCGGGGCUGCCGCUCAGAAACGGAAAGAUGCACCCAAGAAUGCCAUCCUGAUGUUGCGGCAGCAACAAGACAUGCUGCAGAAGCGCGAACGACAUCUUGAGUCACAGAUGGCAGAGCAAGAGGCCAUCGCGAGGAAGAAUAUUAGCUCAAAUAAAACAGCGGCCAAGGCAGCACUACGGCGAAAGAAGUUACACGAAAAGACUCUCGAACAGACAAUCGCACAGAUGCAGCAGGUGGAACAACAGAUCUAUUCCAUCGAGGCAGCGAACAUCAACCAAGAAACCCUGAACGCGAUGAAGAAUGCAGGCCAAGCCAUGAAGCAGAUCCAUGGAAACCUGACCAUCGACAAAGUCGACGCGACUAUGGAUGAGCUGCGCGAGCAGCAUGCACUUGGCGAAGAGAUCGCCACUGCCAUCGCAGGCGCUCCUAUUGGCGAGCCUAUUGAUGAGCAAGACCUGGAAGAUGAGCUGGAGGGCUUGGAACAAGAGGCUUUGGACGAAAAGAUGCUCAAGACCGGCCCAUGCCUGUGGGUGGCGAGCCGGCCAAACUGCCCAGUGUGGGCAACCAACCUCGUAAUCAGAGGAAGAGCCGAAGAAGAAGAUGAGGAGGAAGAAUUACGGAAGCUGCAGGCUGAGAUGGCCAUGUGA
Molecule: messenger RNA, 663 nt
Organism: Cyphellophora attinorum
Lineage: Eukaryota; Fungi; Ascomycota; Eurotiomycetes; Chaetothyriales; Cyphellophoraceae
Product: Vacuolar-sorting protein SNF7
Exons: 3
Coding region: 1-663 (220 amino acids)
Biological process (GO): vesicle budding from membrane; late endosome to vacuole transport via multivesicular body sorting pathway
Cellular component (GO): multivesicular body; ESCRT III complex; cytoplasmic side of plasma membrane
Source: RefSeq, a predicted model, not a curated record